AUGGCGGACUUCAAGAAGAUGCCUCUCGCAUGGGCGAGCCUGGUCUCAACCAUCCUGGCCUCCUCUGCUCCUACUAAAAUGACCGUUGGUGUCAUCGGCGACUUUGGCUGGACUGGUUGGAAGCCCGCUCCUCUGUCAUUCUGCAACGAAGUCAUGCCCCGUCUCGCGGCCGUCUCCAAUGCAACAGCUCUACAAGGCAAGUUCAGCACUAGUCUCCCCAAAAAGCUAAAUCCUGCUACUAACACUCGGCCAGCCGACACCGCCGCCUACAUCGGCAAAGUCUGCGAGAAGAAGAACUGCAGCGCCUUCCUCUCCGUCGGCGACAACUUCUACGACAGCGGCGUCGACUUCACCACCGGCGGGAUUAUCCGCUUCCACGAAGCCUGGGUAGACACGUACCGCGGCCACGUCUUUGACACCACCACCUGGUACCAAUGCCUGGCCAACCGCGAUGUCGUCAAGGGCCAGAGCGGCGUAGACUUCGAGACGAAGGUCGCGCCCCUCUACGACCCACGCUGCUACUUCGGCACCACAGGCCAGCCAUACUACACCUUCGACCUCCACGGCGCAGACUGGACCGCAACCUUCGUAGUCGUCGACUCAGACUGCUUCAUCGAGAAGUAUCAGGCCAGCACAUCCGUCUACCAGAACGCGUACGCAGAGCAAUGCCACGCCGAGAGGGCCACGCAGGUUGCCUUCCUGGAACAGGCCGUCGCAGCCUCAACAGCCGAGUGGAAAUUCCUCCAGCUUCACCACGGGUACAUGUCCGCCGCGACGAACAACACCGACGUUGCGCCGCUGAUCGCCGUCGUCGAGAAGCACGGCGGCGUCGUCCUCAACGGCCACGAUGACUGUCUCGCGCACUUCUACAACAAUAACACGAACCCCAUUCUGGCUGGUGGAGCGGGAUACCCCCAGGCUGGGGGACUGUAA
This is a messenger RNA of Aspergillus fischeri NRRL 181, 933 nucleotides long. RefSeq lists its product as uncharacterized. The transcript is spliced from 3 exons. Bases 1 to 933 code for a protein of 310 amino acids. Gene Ontology annotation, molecular function: ferrous iron binding; ferric iron binding; acid phosphatase activity. The record is from RefSeq and is a predicted model, not a curated record. Lineage: Eukaryota; Fungi; Ascomycota; Eurotiomycetes; Eurotiales; Aspergillaceae.